AGACACGCCUCCACUGACAGUCGUGUGAUAAGUUUUCACCCCGAAAUCUUUUUUGCUCCUCUAAAAUGGGUAAAAUCGUAGCCAUAUCUCUGUUCGUGGCAGCUUCUGCUGCUUUAAUAGGCCAAAGAAUCGUCAACCUAAGGAAUAUGACUUUAGCUACCAGAAAACUGGAGAGAAACCACCUGCCCAACUGUGUCGCACUAAAGAAUCUGGACACGGGCUCGGAGGACAUCACCAUCCUGGAGAACGGACUCGCCUUCAUCAGCAGUGGAUUGAAGUAUCCUGGGUUCCCCUCAUCCGAUGGCCCUGGGAAAAUCUUCACCCUGGAUUUGCAGGAUUCCCGACUGAAACCUGUGGAGCUGCGGAUGCCAAGAAACUUUGACCUGGACUCGUUUAACCCCCAUGGUAUCAGUGUGUACACGGACCCCAGUGACGAUGCUGUUUACCUGUUCGUCGUGAACCAUCCUGAGCUGGGGAGUCAGGUGGAGCUCUUCAAAUACUUGGAGGACGAUUCCUCGCUGGUGCACCUGAAGACCAUCAAGCACCAGCUUCUCCACAGCGUGAACGACAUUGUUGCUGUGGGAGUGGAUAGUUUCUACGCCACCAACGACCACUACUUCGCCUGUACGCAUCUUAAAGGGAUUCUAGAGCCUUUGCUGGGCCAGCCGUGGGGCAACGUCGUGUACUACAGCCCAGAGAAGGUGCAGGUGGUGUCAGAGGGCUACUACUUUGCCAACGGGAUCAACAUCUCCCCUGACAAACGGCACGUUUAUGUAGCGGAUACAUUGGGGCAAGGCGUGCGUCUGUUGGAGCGCAAUGAGGACAACACUUUGAACUCUGUGAAGUCACUGGCCUUGGGCACUCUCCCGGACAAUGUUGAAGUGGACCCUGAUACCGGGGACCUCUGGAUAGGCUGCCACCCUAAUGCUUGGAAACUUUUCGCGUACAACCCCCAGGAUUCACCCGGAUCAGAGGUGAUCCGCAUCCAGAACUUCCACUCUGAGAACCCAGCGGUGACGCAGGUGUACGCCGACGAUGGCGGCCAGCUCAUCGGCUCCUCCGUGGCUGCUCCCUAUGCAGGGAAGCUACUGAUCGGCUCGGUGUUCCAGAAAGCAUUGCACUGCGACCUGGAGUAAGAACCACAAGAUCCAGACUCCAAGUUAAACACUGUUCCGGAAUAAAAGGGUUUGGUCAACCUUUACAAAUAUCUCAAGACAUCUGAUGUGUUUUUAAAUUCCCGCCACUUCUUGUUUCUUCAUGUUUCGGAUGUGAAUCAUUUAUUUUGGGGAGAAAACACUUUUGUUCUCGCAUUUAAAAAGAGGAUCAAAGGUUCUGCUAUGAUGAUGAAUAGUUCUCUUGUAUUAACGUUGUGUGUGUGGUCUUGUUUUGGAUUAAACUGUUUUGGUUGAAUGCGACUGUUUUAAUCCAGAAUAAAAGGUGGACAGUU
Molecule: messenger RNA, 1447 nt
Organism: Synchiropus splendidus (mandarinfish)
Lineage: Eukaryota; Metazoa; Chordata; Actinopteri; Syngnathiformes; Callionymidae
Product: serum paraoxonase/arylesterase 2-like
Exons: 9
Coding region: 66-1136 (356 amino acids)
Molecular function (GO): arylesterase activity
Source: RefSeq, a predicted model, not a curated record